UAGCCAUCGAAAUUUGAACCUUUUUGCUUUUCGCCCAAAUUUUAGUCUUUUCGAUUUGAUCGAUUGAGAGAGAAAAGAAGAGAGAGAGAAAAGAGAAAAUGGCGGAAGCUGUGAUCGCUUGCCACACUGUUGAGGAGUGGAGUCAGCAAUUUGAGCAGGCUAAGCAAUCCAAGAAUCUCGUGGUGGUCUACUUCACAGCUACUUGGUGCGGACCGUGCCGCAUGAUGGGCCCAAUUUACGCCGAACUGGCUAAGAAGUACGCUGGGGUUGUUUUCCUCAAGGUUGAUGUUGAUGAGCUCGAGGGUGUCGCUAAGGAGUGGGAGGUAGAAGCCAUGCCUACCUUUGUGUAUUUGAAGGAAGGUAAUGUUCUGGACAAGCUUGUUGGUGCUAACAAGGAUGCUCUGCCCGCCAAGAUUGAAAUGCACAAGUGAUGCGUGCUUGCUAUAUAUUAGGAUCUUGGACGCCCUGUGCGUGUAUGCUUUGCUAGUAAGUGAUGUAGUAAGUAAAAUCAUGUAUGCUCUCUAGGGAUUCAAUUGUUGAAUAGUGGUACAAUGUGUGGUUGAUGAAUUUGAACUUAUAGAGAAUUGCUAUUACAUACUUGCUUAGCGUAAUUGUAUUGGUGAAACCUUGGUCUGAAAUCUAUGGAAUAAUUGUGCGAAA
Asparagus officinalis (garden asparagus) is the source of this 660-nucleotide messenger RNA. Its product is annotated as thioredoxin H1-like. The coding region runs from base 99 to 431 and encodes 110 amino acids. NCBI's taxonomy places the organism in Eukaryota, Viridiplantae, Streptophyta, Magnoliopsida, Asparagales, Asparagaceae. Gene Ontology annotation, molecular function: protein-disulfide reductase activity. The record is from RefSeq and is a predicted model, not a curated record. The transcript is spliced from 3 exons.